Messenger RNA from Hansenula ciferrii, 1248 nucleotides. RefSeq names its product phosphoglycerate kinase (gene PGK1). Bases 1 to 1248 code for a protein of 415 amino acids. Gene Ontology annotation, molecular function: ATP binding; phosphoglycerate kinase activity; ADP binding. The record is from RefSeq and is a predicted model, not a curated record. NCBI's taxonomy places the organism in Eukaryota, Fungi, Ascomycota, Saccharomycetes, Phaffomycetales, Wickerhamomycetaceae. Gene Ontology annotation, biological process: gluconeogenesis; glycolytic process. The transcript has a single exon. Gene Ontology annotation, cellular component: cytosol.
AUGUCUUUAUCAAGUAAAUUAUCUGUCCAAGAUUUAAACGUUGAAAACAAACGUGUUUUCAUUCGUGUUGAUUUCAACGUCCCAUUAGAUGGUAAAACCAUUACAAACAAUCAAAGAAUUGUUGCUGCUUUACCAACUAUUCAAUACGUUGCUGAACAUAAACCAAAAGCUAUCAUUUUAGCUUCUCAUUUAGGUAGACCAAAUGGUGAACCAAAUGAAAAAUAUUCAUUAGCUCCAAUUGCUGAAGAAUUAUCCAAAUUAUUAAAUAAACCUGUUAAAUUCUUAAAAGAAUCUGUUGGCUCAGAAGUUGAAUCUGCUGUUAACUCUGCUUCAAAUGGUGAAAUUUUCCUUUUAGAAAAUUUACGUUUCCAUAUUGAAGAAGAAGGUUCUAAAAAAACUGCUGAAGGUAAAGUUAAAGCUUCCAAGGAAGAUGUUGAAAAAUUCAGAAAACAAUUAACUGCUUUAGCUGAUGUUUAUGUUAAUGAUGCUUUUGGUACUGCUCAUAGAGCUCAUUCUUCAAUGGUUGGUUUUGAUUUACCACAAAGAGCUGCUGGUUUCUUAAUGGCUAAAGAAUUAACUUAUUUUGCUAAAGCUUUAGAAAACCCAACAAGACCAUUCUUAGCUAUCUUGGGUGGUGCUAAAGUUUCUGAUAAAAUUCAAUUGAUUGAUAACUUAUUAGAUAAAGUUAAUUUAUUAAUUGUUGGUGGUGGUAUGGCUUUCACUUUUAAAAAAGUCUUGGAUAACACUGAAAUUGGUAACUCAUUAUUUGAUAAAGAAGGUGCUAAAAUUGUUCCUCAAUUAAUUGAAAAAGCUAAGAAGAAUGGUGUUGAAAUUGUCUUACCAGUUGAUUUCGUUACUGCUGAUGAUUUCUCAAAAGAUGCAAAUACUGGUUAUGCUACUGCUGAACAAGGUAUUCCAGAAGGUUGGGAAGGUUUAGAUGGUGGUCCAAAAACUAGAGAAUUAUUCGCUGCUACUGUUGCUAAAGCUAAAACCAUUGUUUGGAAUGGUCCUCCAGGUGUUUUCGAAUUUGAAAAAUUCGCUGAAGGUACUAAAUCUUUAUUAGAUGCUGCUGUUUCAUCAGCUGAAGCUGGUAAUACCGUUAUCAUUGGUGGUGGUGAUACUGCUACUGUUGCUAAAAAAUUCGGUAAAGCUGAUAAAUUAUCUCAUGUUUCAACUGGUGGUGGUGCUUCUUUAGAAUUAUUAGAAGGUAAAGAAUUACCAGGUGUUACUUACUUAUCAAACAAAUAA